This is a messenger RNA of Rhizophagus irregularis DAOM 181602=DAOM 197198, 467 nucleotides long. Its product is annotated as 60S ribosomal protein eL30. The record is from RefSeq and is a predicted model, not a curated record. Gene Ontology annotation, molecular function: RNA binding; structural constituent of ribosome. NCBI's taxonomy places the organism in Eukaryota, Fungi, Glomeromycota, Glomeromycetes, Glomerales, Glomeraceae. Gene Ontology annotation, cellular component: cytosolic large ribosomal subunit.
GAAACGAUAUAAAUUUCUUUAUUUUAUUCUAUGGAUACAAUUAUUUAUUUAUUGAUUUUUUGUAUUUUUAUAGGAAUAUAGCAAAAAUGGCUGCCAAGAAAUCAAAAAAAGCCACCGAAUCAAUUAAUACACGUCUUGCUUUAGUAAUGAAGAGUGGUAAAUAUACAUUGGGAUACAAAUCAACUCUUAAGACUCUUCGCCUAGGAAAAGCUAAACUUGUUAUUAUUUCUGGUAAUUGCCCACCAUUGAGAAAACAUGAAUUGGAAUAUUAUGCUAUGCUUUCAAAAACUCCUGUGCACCAUUAUUCUGGCAAUAAUAUUGAUCUCGGUACAGCUUGUGGUAAAUACUUUCGUGUAGGAGUGUUGAGUAUCACCGAUCCUGGUGAUUCCGAUAUUCUUUCUAGUUCUUCUCAAUAAUAGUUAUAUUGUUGUACAUUUUUACUUACAGAAAAUAAUAAAAUUAUUUAA